UGGUAUGCAGACUAGCGUACCUACCAUUACAGGGUCUCAAAAAAUAAAGUGCACAAUUAUUCAGUCAAAAACAGAAAAGAAAAAGGAAAGAACAUAUACACCUGCAGCCAUCUGCAAAGCCAUCACAAUUUUAUUUACAUUUCUUUUCUGCAUGCUUUACACAUUGUGGAGUUGUGCACUAUGUCAAGCUAUAAAGAGGCCGGAGUAGAAGAGUUGUGUGGCUUCUCUUUGUCUUUGCUGAAUUAGUUGAGCUCUGGGUGUUUGUUUGUUUCAGCUCGUGUGUGAGUAGUGUGACAGACAGAGCAGGAAGAAGACGACGCAGCAGCCGCCGCCAUGGGAGGGGAGAAGGAGAAGCAGAGGGACGGCGAGAAGAACAAGUAUGCCGUGGCGUGCUCCAUCAUCGCCUCCAUCAUCUCCGUCCUCAUGGGCUAUGAUACGGGUGUGAUGAGCGGGGCGAUGCUGUUCAUCAAGGAGGACCUGAAGACGAACGACACGCAGGUGCAGCUCCUCGCCGGCAUCCUCAACGUGUGCGCGCUCGUCGGCUCGCUCACCGCCGGCCGCGUCUCCGACCACGUCGGCCGCCGCCUCACCAUCUCCCUCGCCGCCUGCAUCUUCCUCGCGGGCUCCGUCCUCAUGGGCCUCGCGCCCAACUUCGGCACGCUGCUCGCGGGCCGCUGCGUCGCCGGGGUCGGCGUCGGCUACGCGCUCAUGAUCGCGCCGGUGUACGCCGCCGAGAUCGCGUCCGCCGAGAUCCGCGGCUCGCUGACGUCGCUCCCGGAGAUCUGCAUCAGCUUCGGCAUCCUCAUCGGGUACGUCGCCAACUACCUGCUCGCCAAGCUGCCGCUGGUGUACGGGUGGCGCGCCAUGCUCGGCCUCGGCGCGGUCCCGAGCGCCGCCCUGGCGCUCGGCGUGCUCGCCAUGCCGGAGUCGCCGCGGUGGCUCGUCGUCCAGGGGCGCGCCGAGGAGGCGCUCGCCGUGCUCCGCCGCGUGUGCGGCAAGCCCAGCGAGGCCGACGUGCGGCUCGCGGAGAUCAAGGCCGCGGCUGGGCUCUCCGAGUCCGAGGACGGCGUCGCCGCGCCGGGCAGCGGCGGCAAAGGCGUGUGGAGGGAGCUGUUCCUGCACCCGACGCCGCCGGUCCGGCGCAUCCUCGUCGCCGCCCUGGGCGUGCACUUCUUCCAGCACCUCACCGGCAUCGAGGCCGUGGUGCUGUACAGCCCGCGCAUCUUCAAGGCCGCCGGCAUCGCCACCCGCAACGAGGUGCUCGCGGCGACCAUCGGCGUGGGCGUCACCAAGACGGCGUUCAUCCUGACGGCCAUCCUCCUCGUGGACCGCGUCGGCCGGCGGCCGCUCUACCUAUCAAGCCUCGCGGGCAUCAUCGCCUCCCUCGCCGGCCUCGGCCUGGGCCUCACCGUCGUCGAGCGCUCGGCGCCGCACCACUCGCCGGCGUGGGCCGUCGCGCUCGCCAUCGCCACCGUGUUCACCUUCGUGGCGUCCUUCUCCGUGGGCGUGGGGCCGAUCACGUGGGCCUACAGCUCGGAGGUGUACCCCCUCCGGCUCCGGGCGCAGGGCGCCAGCGUCGGGGUGGCCAUCAACCGCGUCAUGAACGCCGCCGUGUCCAUGACCUUCGUGUCCCUCUACAAGGCCAUCACCAUCGGCGGCGCCUUCUUCCUCUUCGCCGGGCUCGCCGUCGCCGCCGCCGCCUUCUUCUACCUCCUCUGCCCGGAGACGCAGGGGCGGCCACUCGAAGAGAUCGAGGAGGUGUUUAGCCAGGGGUGGGGCGCGCGUCGCCGGACGUCGGCGGCGGCCGUGGAGCUGCCAGCCUCCAACUCCGGCUGCGGCGGCGCCAUGACGGCGUAGUGCGACGAUGUGUACGUGCAGCACAGUGCGCGCGCGCGUGCAUGAGAUAACAGCGGUGUCCGUGAGUUCGGAAAAGAACGAACGUUCGCUAGUUAGAGAUGGAAGUGGAACGUCCAUUGCAAACGAGCUCGCGGUUGAAACUAGCCACGAACAGCGACGUCUCAGUGUGAGAGCACCUAUAUGCGUAUUGACUCCUCGAAUGCAUGCUUAGUGGAUUAUGAUUUUGCAACUGUAAAUAAUAAAAAAAAAUAUCUUAUAGCA
Molecule: messenger RNA, 2118 nt
Organism: Oryza brachyantha (malo sina)
Lineage: Eukaryota; Viridiplantae; Streptophyta; Magnoliopsida; Poales; Poaceae
Product: probable polyol transporter 6
Exons: 2
Coding region: 334-1857 (507 amino acids)
Biological process (GO): transmembrane transport
Cellular component (GO): membrane
Molecular function (GO): carbohydrate transmembrane transporter activity
Source: RefSeq, a predicted model, not a curated record